Ceratosolen solmsi marchali is the source of this 1102-nucleotide messenger RNA. RefSeq names its product lipocalin/cytosolic fatty acid-binding protein Karl (gene Karl). Lineage: Eukaryota; Metazoa; Arthropoda; Insecta; Hymenoptera; Agaonidae. Gene Ontology annotation, cellular component: cytoplasm. Gene Ontology annotation, biological process: lipid metabolic process; response to reactive oxygen species. The record is from RefSeq and is a predicted model, not a curated record.
UCGUGGGCGCACGUAUAGCCGACCGGGACGACUCGAUUUCGCGGAUCGGCAUCGCGGAAGCCCGCGCAGCCGCGCUAUGCGCCCACAAGCGAAUCGGGAACGGGUUGCCGAACGACAGCGAAAGUGCACGGAAGAAUGCAAAGGGAGGAGCGCGAGCGCGCCGAGAUGAGCACCUACGCAGUGCCGCCUCUAACUCCGGACCGAUAGUCGCGCUCGACACACGCCCGCGCAACCAUGGCAAGCCGCGCACUCGGCCGGACCAUCGGGAUCGUACUCGCGAUCGGCGCACUCGCCGAGGGCUUCGCUGCUGGCCCCUGGAGAAGGCACGAGGACAAGACCAAGUGCCCCAAGGUCAAGGGCAUUCGGAACUUCGACAUCAGCCAGUUCCUCGGCAUCUGGUACAUAGUGCAGUACUACGCCAGUUCGGAGGAAGCCAUCUCGUACAGAUGUAUGCGCGCGGCCCUACGGGAAAAUGCCGAGGUCACCAUGAAUUUCACCUACAGCUUCACCGACGACCCGAUCAACGAGCAACUCGUGGGCAACAUCACGUGGAAAAUUCCAUCCCCGGAGUUGCCAGCCCAUUGGGUGCACGCCGAGCUUCCUUACGAGGGCAUUUACAAUACCUACGUACUCGACUCGGAUUAUAAAUUGUGGGCGUUGCUCAUGCAUUGUGCCGAGAAGAGCAAGAGUCCUCGCUAUCUCUCCAGCUUUAUUAUGAGCCGAGAGUCCAGUCUCGGAAAUAACGUCAUCUCUUAUCUCCGAGAGAAACUUCCUAGAUAUGACAUCGAUCUGGAGUAUAUGUUUCCCAUGGAUCAGAAUAAUUGUACGACACUGGAUCCGUACAGCAACUCCUUUAUCCCCCCCGCGAUUAUAGGGGCUAAGAGAAACAUAUCACGGAGACAUCCACUUAAGCGAAAGCAUAAAGCGAGGACGACGUGACUUGAAUUAAACUUGACGAUUGGUUGAAAAAUCCCUAAGGGCUGUGUGAAAUGUUCGUUAAUAACAUUGCGUACAUUUUAUUUUACCACGAUACUAUCGACUCAAAUCUUUCGAAUCUCUCUGUUAUUGUUACUUAUCCUUAAAUAAAUACCUUGAAAACUUU